Molecule: messenger RNA, 16330 nt
Organism: Porites evermanni
Lineage: Eukaryota; Metazoa; Cnidaria; Anthozoa; Scleractinia; Poritidae
Source: the annotation of a GenBank genome assembly
AACUGUCGUAUUUGGAAAGAAGAGUACCACCAGGAAAACUACGUCUCCACUCUAGCAGCCGUCAUCCUCAACAUAGUCACUUGUCCAAUGACUGUUUGCUUGAAUCUUCUGGUGGUAGUUGCUGUAAAAAGAAAGCCCAGACUUCAGACUAUGUACAACAUUCUGUUGUGUGCUUUGGCGGCAACUGACCUCGUGGUGGGAGCUGUAGUGCAACCGAGCUUCAUUGUUCAAGAAAUGUCGCUGAUAAAAGGUUCUUCAUUAACCGUUUAUUGUGCUGCAUAUAAUAAAGUAGUGUUCCUUUUUCUCGCCCCCUGCUUAGCAUCACUGUCGCUACUAGCAUUGCUGAGUAUAGAGCGUUACUUGGCCAUGAAAUAUUCCUUACGAUACCAACAAAUCAUAACGACGUUUAGAGUGGCCACUGCUGUUAUUAGCUGCUGGGUUGUCGCACUCCUUCCUCCAGUUUUCAUUUAUUCAGCCAGCCUGGCCGCUCAGGGUUUGUCUAUAGCCGUAUCGAUAGUGUUUGUGAGCCUCGUUGCGAUCUUUUACUGCCACAUCUCUGUCUAUUCAGUAACUCGUCGCCACACCCGUCAAAUCAAGUCCCAACAAGUUUCGCAAGACGCGGCGAAGAAAUUCCUGGAGGAUAAGAAGGCUGCGAUAACCACCACCAUCAUCGUUGGGUUUGCGGUAUCUUCAUUUGUGCCGUCACUGGUGUAUAGAUUCAUGCCCCCACUUCCUCUUCACAAUUACCUUGGCAAUCUAUUUAUCAGUUUUAAGCCCCUCUUGCUAUCUUGUGUCUUGAUCAAUUCACUGUGCAACCCUAUUAUUUACUGCUGGAGAAGCUCAGUUCUUCGAAAAGCCAUGUUGGAACUACUUGGAAAGAAAAACACUGGAUAGACAGUUACCCAAGAAGACUGUUCCAAGUAAACUGUAACUUAACAUAUAUGUGCCGUUAAGGAUAAAUUACCCGAUGCUGCUGAUUUAUUUCAAUCUUUGCUUUAUUUGUUUUUCGUAGAUCUUUCAGCUUUCUUUUUAUUUCUUACCCGUAAGAACCCUGGUAUCAAAACUUUACAUUUCCUAUAGAAGCAGUGAAGAAUUGUCAAAGUAUAGAAUUCACCUUGUGUAAUCAUGUCCUUACUUCUCAUCACCAGCCUGUCUCACAACCGAUGCUGAUCACUCUUAGGCCCGGUUCAGACGCCGAUCUUUUCACGAGCCGAUUCUAUUACAUUGAAUUAAGUACAUGAAAAGUUCGGCGUCUGAAUCAUGUAACAUACAAAGCUUUAGUGGGCAUCAGUCCUUCUCGAUCUAUAACUUUUGUGAGUCAGUUGUAUCCUGGAUCGCUGUCAGAUAAGGAAAUAGUUUCCAGGUGUGGUAUACUACACCCAGAACUUUGGGAGAAAGGGGAUUCAAUUAUGGCAGACAGAGGAUUUACAAUCCAGGAAUUACUUGACCCACUAGGAGUUAAGUUAAACAUACCUGCAUUUCUUGAUGGCAAAGAGCAGCUUGACAAAGAAGAUGUUGUAUUUGGGCAAACAAUUGCCUCUGUUAGAAUCCAUGUAGAACGUAUUAUUCCUCACAUCAAGAAAUUUAAAGUGAAAUUCCACUAAAUAUGAACGGGACCAUAAACCAAAUAUGGACAGUGGCUUGUCUUCUAUGUAACUUUAUGGACCCGCUUAUUAAGCAAUAAUGUUAUGUAAUAUAUCAAACAUGAGAUGCAGUGUUUCAUCACCAGAUGAAACACCGAGAAGAGAGUUGAAAAUACGACGCGCAGCGGAGUAUUUUUGACGAACUUCGAGGUGUUUCAUCUGGUGAUGAAACACUGUGUCGAAUGUUUGAUAUUUCUUCUCAAACAAAAUCAUUUUUGAAGGAGAAAUUAAAGAUGCAAAUACUAAGCAGUGUUUCAUCCGAUUUCCAAACACUCAUUAAACAUUAAUUUCCUUUGUAUUUUCUUAAUGAAUUAUUAAUGAGUUUGAGAAGGUUUUAUCAUCAUUUCCUUCAAAGUGCCCAAUGAUUUACAAGGGUCAAGUCGGUUUAUGAAUAAAUAACAAAACUGAAUUUUCCCUUUUUCAAGACUAACUAGCAUUUCUUUUGUCAAUGAAAACACUUUCCCUUUUAGAAUAUUUGAUAUUUUGCAAUAAUUGAAUUUCCACGAUUUUCCAACAGUACCUUUCUUGAGAUUAUUGCACAAAUCAUUGCUCUCAUAGAAAUUGAACAGAAAUUGUCAAGUAAUUGCUGAACAUGUAAUACUUUUAAUAUUCUUGCCAUGGAAGUCAUCUUUUUUAAGAAUUCUAUGAAAUACUCCUUCUCGUAUAUUGUCAAUAAAAUACAGUAAAAAUCUGCAUACAAGAACCUAGAUUUUUCCAGCUUAGCCUAAAUAGGUUCUUAUAGAAAUGGUAUUUAGUGGGAUUCUAGGCUACUUAGGUUCUUAAACAGGUUCUUAAUUUGAUAGGGGCACUAGCGAUCAGCACAGAUAACUACUCUCGGGCAUAUGAGAGACACGUGGAUCUGUAUUCUUAAUAAUUGCAUUGUGUAAUCCAGUAUUGGCAAAGACAUAAUAUGGUUUUCAUUUCAGUUCAUUGUUUGAAUCUUACUGACUGAAACCCUAAAAGUUUUUCUCCGUAUUUUCAUCUUUGUAAAAUAUGAACCUAUUGAAAAUUUUAGGCUAAAUAGGUUAUUAUGAAAAGGGGGUUUCAAAUAAACAUUAUAGCCUAACAAGUUCUUAAAUUUUAGGUUUCUUAUACGUGGGUUUUUACUGUACUGUAAUAACAUUGCAGCUAGCAAGGUAACCUUAUCCUUGAAGCCCUAACACCCAUCAACAGGAGUCUAAAAGCUAGAUACUAUGGAAAACUGGUACACGUUGUAACGUCAUCGUUUGUUCAGGCACACUGCACAGUAUACUAAACUGCAUUUAGGCCAUGACCUGAGGAAGAAACCACUUUACAUAGAAGAUGUUUACUUUACAUACUACUUGGUCAAAAUAAUCUUUAUUAAAUGGAACCCUUGUGAUGAUCAUCCCUUUAAAUAGAUAGACUACAAAGUCAACCCACUCUAAACCACAGAAACCCAUAACUAGCUGGACUUGGGUGUAAUAUCCUAGGUGACGAUCGUUCUUCAGGUUGGGUUAACCAUCAACUAAUUCAAUUUAAAACGAUUCAUCUUGCAUCGCCUCCUCUGGGGUGUGGUUCUUCUUUCCCUCUGGACAUUUCAUUUCAAUUGUCCCUAUCUUCCCAGAUGAGGAACAUGGAUCAAUAACAAGACCAUCAGGACUGCCUUCAAUCCAAAACAUGCACCCCUGUCUCUCUCAAGGUAAUUGGCCUCUUCAAAUAGUGCUUCAUGACAUCAUAAUAUUUUUCUCUUGCAACUGGCUCAAAUCUUAUGCCAUGCUUUAGCUUUCUCUGCUGAAUUGCUGGAAUUUCAUCUAGAGGCUUAAAUUACUGGUUAAGUUUCUUGGCAAGAUUAUUGAAACUUCGUUUCCUUACAUAUAUUCUGUGACACACAGAUGAUCCAAGUCUAUUUUUGCGGUGUUUUAUCAACUCAUCACAUUCCCUUUGCUUAACAGUCCUUUUCUCAAUAUCAAUACUUUCUUGGUGAGUUACUCUUAAGUGUUCAAUGAAUUUUUUUUGUACAGUACUGAAAUGAACAGCUUCAGGUAAAUCUGGGAAAUGGAAUGGCAAGCUUACUUUGUAAAUGUCACUUGAAUCUGCUUGAGCAGGGUUAACUGCCGGUUCCAGGUUAGUGACAACAGUGAAAUUGAAUUCCAAAGAACUUAAAUGAAAAGAGAGGGGAGAUCCAAUGACCACUGGUCCCUACCUGGUGUCUAUAGUAGCAGUAAACCUUUAUUUAACUAGGGUAAUCCCUUCAGAAUACUUAAAAGUAUAUCUGUUAUCAAUAGGAGCCCUAAAUUAAGACUAAUAAAAAAGUUCAAAAUAAAUAAUAAGAAACUAAGUAACUAUAAGUUAAUAAUAGUACAGUAUAACAAUUAAAACUAAUUCUUAUUUACUAAAUAAUUAUUAUACACAACUGAGCUAUUAUAAUAAAAACUUUUCUUGGCGGUCUCAGUUCUUACUGCAGGAACGUAUAUAAAAUUGCUUCUUCUUGUUUCUCUUGAAAUAACUUCCUUAUUCAACUUAAAAUAAUUCUUUAAAAACUAUGGUACAUCAUUAUUUAAACACCUCUUCACUAAACCUAAAAUAUGAGCGUUACGGCGAUCUUCUAAACUCUGAAAUUUAAGAUAGUCGGCGGAUGUUGUACGACAUUUAGAUUUAACUAUAAUUUUCGAGGCCCGCCUUUGCAAAGAUUCAAGACUUUCCAUAUCUGCUUUAUUGCAGCUGGACCAAACAACAUCGCAAUAAUCAAAAAUGGGCAAAAUUAAUGAAUUAUACAUCUCGAAAGCUGCAUGUAUAGUGAUAUUCCUUCUAAGGCGCCCUAAGACACCAACUCUUUUACCAACCUUAGAAAUAACAUAACGAACAAGGCCUUUCCACGUAAGACUAUCGUCAAGAACGAUGCCUAAAUACUUAAAAUCAUAAACUCUAUUAAUUUCAUAAUGACUCUAUUAUAUAUUAGUCACCAAUUCAGGCUUUUUUGGGAUGACAUGGGAAAAACCAAUAAGAGGAUGAAUUGAUUCCAAUUCCUUUUGCAUUACUUGAACUCCACGGAUGUCUAAUCUUUUUUUUUUCUUUACUCUUGGAUCAAACAGAGUUGGUUUUAUUCCCUUGUUCGUUAAAUCCUUUUGAACUGAUGUCUUCAUUAUGGGUUCUUUAGGCAGACCUUUCUUACCUUAUAACAACAACAGAAAAAAGUUUGAUCACUAUGUGAAUAAUGCUUAAGUCACAUCAAAACUUUCAGACACAUCAUACAACUUUAUCAAGACGUGCUUCAGCAUCACCUAUGCUAAUAUCAGUUUAAUUCUUCUGCUAGCAGACGAAAACCGAGCAUGUUAACUACUUGCAGCUGAGCUGCCCAAAGGUACAGGUAGGUAAUGGCAGCUAAUUGAAAUCAAUUUAUACUUUACCAGGAAUACCUCAUUUCCUUGACAUGCUUGUACAUGCUGCUUCCUCAGGUAUCCUGUCAAAGUCUUCCAAAGAGUAACGAGCGAGUUCAAGUAGAAGACUCAUCACAUGAUUACAGUAUCCACUUUUGCCAGCUCUGGAAGUACAGUGUGCUUCCCGUACACUCCCAGAAGUUACAUUGAGUGAAACUUCUAGUUCGUGAAUUUCUCGAAUACUCAUGCUGGCACGACACUUUGCUUUUACUAUAAACGAGUUACCAAAUACCUUCGUAUACACUGUGUCUGAUGAAAGAUACUGUGUGAGAUUAUAACAUUCCGUGACAAUUAAGAUGGACACUUAAUCUUAAUUUUUUAGUUUGGCCAUGUCCACACGUAUCCGGAAAUUUUUUUUUCCGCAAAUAUUUUUUUGCGGAUGCAAAAAUUUUCGCGUCCACACGUAUCCGAUUGUAUCCGGAAAUUUUCUCAUUUGCUCUAGUGCCCAGUUUGUGUCUUUGGUUUGAUCCGUAGAUAGGGUAACUCAAGUAGUAAUGGAUGGUUUGGUUUAUCCUUUCCAUUUUGUGGAAAAAAAUAAUCCUGAACACGCUCGGAAGAAUUACAAGGUCUUACGAGUUGUACGCAGGGAAGGAGAAUUUUUACUAUCCCAACGGUAUUUGCUUUAGGGGGCCCCAUAGAAAAAAAUUGUUUUAAGAUGGAAUGAUACUCCUUUUGUUCCUGUAUGGGACCGAAUCAAGAGAGAAUAAUGGACCAAAUAGUCAGCCGGCUCAGUGUAUGACCCCAAGUGAGUUUUAUAAAAACAAGUACAUACAAAGGUAUUGGCCAGCGACUAACUGGAUUUUGUAUUACUUUAUGUUUCUGUUGUGGUUCGACGGUUUGCCACUGGUGACGUUUUUGUUUAUUUGCAGUAAAUUACAUUUUGAAUUUUUACAGGCCUCGUCUGAUUAAGUUGGCCAAAAAAUAGAAGCCACUAUUACUUCUUUUAAGAUUGCGCGUUAGACAAGGACGGUGUUGUGUCGACCUGUUAUAAGAUCUAACAAGGAAAGCUUUCCUGGGGUCCUUAUUUGUUACGAUUUGUGGAAAUUAAAUGCCUUUUAAUAAUGGUUCGUUUGUAUCUAGAUUCUGUACUCUGACAACGCUCUGUCCAGCGGCACAUCCCCGUAGUGGCCAUAUAAGGGAGUACACCCCCAGGUAACCAUUGCAUGCAAACCAUCUAGUACAAUAGCAAGGUUUAAGAAUACAGAAUUCGUACGUCAGAUAACUAAUCAACAUUAAUUUUAAAAAAAAUGGUUAGGACCGCGUAUAAAGUUAAAUGGUUUGAAUGAGCGGAGACAUAAAUUAUAAAAGUAAUUUUGUAAGUUACGUGCUUGCAGACGUCAUCAUCUUUGUUUACGAAGUACCAUUCAUAUUUUGGCAUUAUAUUAAUGUUGACAAAGUAAGUUGAAUCAUUCUCAAAAAAUUAUUACAAAGUGGGAUGGAAUUAUUACAAAUUGCGACAGCUUAGUUUAUUACAAAGUGCGAUGGACAGUUAUUACAAAUUGCGAUACCUUUUUUAUUACAAAGUGCGACACGGCUUAUGACAAAUUGCAACAGGUAUUACAAAGUGCGAUGAAUUUAUUACAAAUUGCGACAGGUAUUACAAAGCGCGAUGAUUAACUGGGUUAACUUGUGGAAAUGGCUUUGCAAUCGCUGAGGCUAAAUUGUCCCUUAAAAUGCCUUAUUUUCCAGACUAAUGAGGAAAGCUUUACUUUUGUUACCUCAAGACAGACGUUUCUAUCAAAUGGAAGUUCAUGUAUUCAAUAAUUUCUUUUUGAGGUGAGAUUUUACUUUUCAAGUAAGAAGGGGCAUUAAAUUGCCAAUCAGUGCGAGAGACUGACAUGAAUUAGUAGCCCGGUAUAUGUAAGUUGUUAUUUUUCCGCAGUGCUUCUGAAAAUGUGUGUUAAUUCAACCUGCAAACACUUCUGACUGUCUUUCAUAUGCCUUCUAUUGCUUAUUCUUUAGGUGCAGAUGGAAAAUAGGAAUUUUCAAAAUUUCAUCAUGCAAGAUCUAGUUACCAAAAUGAAAAAAGUACGCCAAAAAUAUAAACAGGAAGAAAGACAAGUCAAGCAAAAGUGGAACAGGGAGAAGAAAGAAAAGGAGGUAUUUUGACAUUAUGGACACCACAAUGUCCGACAAGCCACAGGUCAUACCACCUCUCAUCAUCAAUUCCUCUAUACCUUCCACAUCUGAACCACCCAGUGCUACAUCUGUUGAUGAGAAACCUUAAGUUGGUAAGCCUGUAAGGUUUUUAUCUUUUUGGCCCCCGCUGCUCAUGUUUAAACUUGAAAAGGUUCCUUACAGCCAUCCUAAUUAUUUUGAAUUGGGGGAGUGAGGACUGGGUGAUUUACUUAACUGUCUCAUUCACUGCAUAUUCAAUGAAACUGCAUUACAUUGAGUUUAUUAAUUUCAUUACCUAAUCUCCGCAACACAGAUAAUUUGCAAUUCUCCAUUAUUUGGUUUGUUUUGUUUUCUGUAGACAAUGAUGAUGCAGAUGAUCACGAUAACAAUGAGAGUGUUGGUUCUCACCAGUCGACCUGCAGUGAAGAUCGAGGUGUGUAUCAAGCGUUGGUAAUCAAUCAACCAACCAAACAAGCUUUUUGCUCUUGUUGUUUACUAGUUGUUGUUCGUUAACUAUCCCACACCUCCAUUAAUAGAAUAGUAAGAAAUUAGAUGCAAAUGUUUUACCCAUCUUAACCGUGGUUGACAAACUUUCAGUUAUUUGAGAAUUUUGGCAUUCUUUAUUUUAAGGGAAUUCCAACAUUCGUGAAGAGUUACUAAUGAUGUAACUAGAACAUGUAUUCUUCGGACAAGCUUGCAUGCUAUCAUCAUUGUAAUUUUAUUGUUCUUAGAAGAAGUAUAUGUGACUAGGAAAGCCACGCUUCAACUGCAUUUUUCUUGUAACUUCCCAUUAACGUUAUUACUUCUUUUUACUGUCCCCGCUAAAUAAUAAUAGUCAGACCCUGGAGGAUGAUCAGGAACCGACGAAAAGUGAACGUAGAGAUUGUGUUAAAAUCAAGCCGAAAGUACCCCGAAAGAAAUGUAAGACGCCAAACAUUGAAAAGAGCCUUGAUGUGUUCUGUAAGAAGUUUACGCAGAUCUCAAGGAAGAAACUGAACGGUAAGAGUUCAUUUUUGCAACAUUUACAGUCUAAACGUGUAACUUGGAUCGAAAUAUCCUUAUAAAUUAGGUUUAGGUUUAGACUCCCUUCAAACAGAGCAAAUAAGAGGCUUUCCUGGUAUCCACAAAUAAAACAAAGCUGUUCAUAUCCUGCCAUCAACCUGUUAACGGCAGGAUAUGAACAGUAUUAGCUCCAUUUCUUUUUAUUAUCUUGGUAGACUACCUGCUGCUAAGGUCUACAGAUGGUGAUAUAGACUCUGGAGUGCUGACUUGCCCUCGUAAAUCAAGUAGGUACCCUGCAAAAGUUUUAAAUGACUUGGGACUUUGCAGAUGACAUCGCCUUGCUUGAGUCAUCCAUCUCCCGUGCUCAGUCGCAGCUAACCAGAACUGCCAAUGCUGCUGCUGACCUUGGACUUGUCAUCAGUGCUCCCAAGACUGAGUAUAUAACGAUCAACUGCUGUCCACAGCUUCCACUAGAAGUAUAUGGUAGUACAAUCAACCAUGUACAAGACUUCAAAUACCUUGGCUCCAUGAUGGCAUCUAGUAGUGGGGAUCUCAAAAGAAGGAAAGGGCUUGCAUGGACAGCUUUUUGGAAGCUGGAACGUCUGUGAAGAUGCCCUAACAUCUCUAUCUCCACCAAGAUCAAGCUAUAUAAUACUGCCUGUGUCAAUGUUCUUCUAUAUUGCUGUGAGUCGUGGGUCCUGUCGAAAGCAAUGGAAAGCGAGAUCAAUGCCUUUGGUACCUCAUGUUAUGGAAUUAUGCUCAACAUCAAGAGAAUUGAUAGGGUGUCCAAUGCUAAAAUCUAUGAUCUAACUCAGACUGCCCCGCUAGUAGAAAAUGUCAGAACCCGCCAACUGAGGUUUCUGGGUCAUGUACUCAGGAUGCCUGAUGAUGAGCCAUGCAAGGAGUACGCACUGUAUAUUCCACCACAUGGGAAGAGAAAACCAGGAGGGCAACGAACCCUGUUUCUCAGAUAAAUUCAACACCUUUUGGGAGACACAGACAACAUGAUUGGCCCGGGCAAGCUGUCUGAAUUGGCACAGAUCGUUGUGGCUGGAGGAAGCUCGUAGUCGCCUGCUCUGCAGCCGACCAAUGAUGAUGAUGGAAUGGUUACCUUUGUUCCCUGGGGAAAUGAAAGGCAACGUUUAGAAAUGGAAAAUGAAAUCAAUGUCCCAAGAUUAAUCUUGGGUCAACAGCGUCGGCCACCUGCAACGCCUGGUCAGUUUAUCCCAAAGGAGAGAGCUUUCUGCUAUGUUCAAUUUUAUCCCGUGAUGUCAGCCACUUCUAGUUAUCAAUCAUCUAUCCCUAUUAACCCUGGUAUGGACGAAGUGUCCCUCGACUCAGAUAGCUCAAGCUUUACUACCUUGUGAUAGUUGUAGUGAAACGAGUAAUGAUUAAGGGUAGAUUUACGAUUGCCACAAGCGGUGUUGGUUUCUGAUGACUAAUUUUCUUAUGUUCCCUUUAAAUGAGACAAAAUGUUGGGUUGUACAAAGCUUUUCUUCGGUAAAGCGAAUUUACGGCAAAGUGGAAAAAAACUUGUAAGUAAUUAUUCGAAGUUUCCAUGUAUUCAACAUCAUUAUCAACAAAGAAAAAACGUCUACAAAGUUGUUAAAGGGUGACUUGAGUUCCUGUUUGAACAACAUUUCUUCAACAAAUUUGAGUGCCUUGUUGACGAAAUGUUGCUCCGACGCAGGACCUCCUUUAACCCUUGACUUUGCAAUUUCUCCAAUUUUUUGCUGCCGCGUGCAUACAUGGUCCUAUCUCUUCUUGCACGCGUAAUGAGCAGUACUGCGUGAAUUCACACGCGAGGCAGUUACGAAAUUUCUUCCAGCUCAGUUUCCCUGAAUUUGAUGUAAAUGUCUUCUAAGAAAUUUAAUCCAUUCAAAGACUUUCAAUCUGACCUAAACAGAGAAGUUCCAACAGGAAGUAAACAAUUAAGAAACAACUGCUGAAGAAUGGAACAGAAAAAGAGCAGAUUGCAGGCCCAAAGAAGAAAAUUAAGGACAACAGUCGACAGGUACAUUUCUAUAGGUUUUUGUCAAAGGAUAAUUUAAGAGGUGAACUAUGCCAAGGCCAAAAGUACAGUCCUCAGAACAUAAAAACCGGCAUUACAAACAAGUGUAAGCCGAAAAUAAUUUCAAGUAUCAUAACUGCCGUGAAAAAAAUGACUCAAGUGUCAGUUUGAUUUGGUUAUUGAAUGGCAAAAAUGAUGACAUAAAGCAUCUUGAUAGUUGUCUCACCGUAAAGUGCAUGGCAGCUUCAUUACAUUGAUCAGACUCUGUUUUUGCAUGAAGUGACAGGAAGGCUUAAAUAUCAAUACAUUGCUGCAAAUACUGUAAUGCUUGAACGUUCAACUGCGAGUGUCUUGACUAUGUUGUUUCAGAACAUAUAUCUCUCUUACUUAACAUGAUUUAACCUUCACACCGCUGUUUCUUUAAUUACUAUUACUCAUAUUUAAUGUCAAUAUUCUUUUUACAGCUUAAUAGCUCAGUAAAUACACCAAUAUGGGAUACCAAAAGGGCAUCUGCGCUUGCAAAUGUAUCUGUGCCAAAACCGUCCGCCCAUCAUCUGAUCAUGGUGAAGGCCGAAUGCGAGACGGAUCAGGGCUUCUCUGAACUCUCCACAAGCUCUAUUGAAAUCAACGAAGCAGGAAGCACCGAUAGCCCUUACCCAACUGAUCAAGACAGCCAUAAUAUUGGUAGUAAGCCCGAAUCACUGAAUCCACCCCAAGUGACUGAUGAAUUUACAGUCCCAGCAGAUGUAAGUAAUUUAUUCCUCUUAGAAAUUGAAUUGAUAAAAAUCAGUGGUGUUGUAACUCAUUAUUGCAAGAACAAAAGUAAUGUCACUCUAUAAUUAUAUUGCUAUUAACCUUAUAUUAUAUAUUUCCAUAUCCUUUACCUGAUAAUUUAUAGGGAUGCAAACAACGUUUAAAUUUUUUUAAGGUCUCAAGUAAUUUUGCAGAUUUAAGUGUGAGUGCAACAGUUGUUCGUGGCUUAAAGCAAGAACAAUGAAAGUAAUAAAUAUAAAAGUGUCAAAAAUUAUAUUUAAAGACGGUAACACGUGAAAGCGUAGUAUCUGAUAACUCUUGGGACCACUGAAGAGCUGAUCCUUCCCUUUCAUUUCUUAGGCUUUGUUACGUGCAGAAGUGAAGAGCAGCAGGACCCCUAGUGUGGCAGAAAGGACACUGCUUUCCAUGAUGUUUGCUCAGAAGACAUUAAAAGUUUCUUCAGUGAUGGGAAAAAAAAUUUAAAAAAAUGAGCCAGCGAGGACACCCCUAGACAAGCUAAUAGGUAAACAUAAUUUUCCUUUAUAAGUCUUAUACAGGCAUUCAGGUGGACCUUAAUGAUAUAUAGCAGAAGACACCGUAAGACUAGAGAAAACAAAAACCUUCUGUACAAAAGUAUACUUUUUCAUAUAGAGCAGUUUUAUGUUGUUCUCUCAAGACAACUUGAUUUAGAUGUUCCCCAAUUGUGAGCAAAUGCAUAGAGGCCAAGAUGACAAGUUGUAUAUUCUUUGACAAGUCACUGGGCAAUAAAAUUGAAGAUUAAAGGGACUGGUUCACGAUAAUGCGCAUGCGCGCCGUUUGUCUCUUCAGAAUAAAUUUGUCGGGUCAACACUAAAUUCGAAAUCGCCAUUACCGAUACAAUCGUGGAAAAUCCUUCGUUUUAUUCGGACAUCCGUCGCUUUGGCUGUUCUAGUUAUACUUCGGUAGUAGUGAUUAACGUGCGGUUGUGUCGUUUGACUGGUUACGUUUUGAGAAGACGCAAAAAAUAAUGUUUUGAUCAUGGAGGUUCAGAAGAGCAUCGUGGUCGUCCGGCAACAGGACGUUCUCAAGAGUCUCUGGAGAUAGAGAAGCUUAGCAUAUCGAUCUGGUAUGGUUCUAGGAGUAGUGUGUGGCAUACGAAAAGAAUACACGACACUUGGAAAGUGGUUAAAGGCAUGAUUUCGUUCAACUUUGAUUUGAUAUUUGACUGCGACCUGUAGUUAUACCGCGACAGGCCGCGCGAUCUUCACCGAUCUGGUACACUUGAAAUGUUCCUUCUAUCUUUGCUUUACGAUCGUAUAUGUUUAAGAAUUGAUGUUUUUAAAAUAAAUUAUUGCCUGAAUAUUCUGUUUAUAAUCUAGUUUCUUUAUGUGUGCUACUCGAUAACAUUUGUUUUGCGGAACACUGACCCGAUGCAACGCGAAUAAAUUUGUUCAUUUGCUGAUAAGCAAUUGAAAUUUAUGCUCAAUUAAGGAUAAUCUUUAUACUCAUACGUUGUGUGUUUUCGUCACCGGUCAGGCGCUAUUUGUAGGUAUUUCUGGGUUUAUAUAAGGCGAACUGAGAGAACAGUAAUAAGAUGUUCGUUUGCAAAUUUUGUUUGCCGAUCGGUGACUGUUUUGUUAGCGUGGGUACGACCUCGUAAAAAUACACGUUGGUAAAUGUUUGUUUCAAAGCAGGACAGGGCCGUAAAUCUUAUUCUUAUCGGCUGCAACAUAUAUCUGAGGAGCAGCAAAGAAUAAACUUGAAUUAUGGGGAUAAAUAAAAUCAAACCAAAUGCCCGGAAAUAAUCUCGCGUCGCGAACAAUUAAUUUGAAUUUUGUAAAUUUACUUGCGUGCAUCUAACUCGUUUCCGAUUGGUUGAAAAACAAUCAGCUACUGUCAGAACUCACACAUGCGCAUUAUCGUGAACCAGUCCCUUUAACACAUCCCAUCAGACCGGAAAUAAAUGACAAAAUUAUCACAAAAUCUCAGGGAAUACUCCGUCAGGCGACACCACGAAUUGUCCCCUAGCCCAAAUCCUCACCUACAAGUGUAAACGCAAUAUGUCUGAAAUAUUAACCCAAGGUUUUAGCUGCAUUUCUGGACAAAGGUGUAGAAAUCAAAGGGGCUAUGUCACAAUUAUUUAGUAAGGAAAUUGUUUGUCAGAAGAUCUAUAAAGUGAGAAAAUUACUUGUAAUCGUGACAGCGUCAUACUUAACUAUAUGACUCUUCAGAUCGUCAUUUUUUCAUACAUUUCAAUCUUUUUCAAUUUUCUUCACCAAUGCCUUCUUUUGUAUGUUUUGAAAGUGCUGUUUUUAUGUUUUCCUCAGGGAGACUGACUUUGCUAAUAUUGUGACACAGCUCCUUUAGCAAAUAGAAUCCCUUUCAACCUCAUGACAAAUGAGGGACUGGCCCAUAGCAUCACUGUUUCAGUAAUAUUAAUUGAGUGCUGAACCAAAACCUAACUAAUUGAUUUUUUCAAUAUUGAGCUCACUUAGAGAUUAUGUCACAAAUUACUUCCAAAACACAUAUCAAUUAAAUUUUAAUAGUUUUUCCACUGAGCACUCUGCCAAUAGGUAUGCUUAUCGACUACUUUAUUAAUUGAAAACACAAUUUUUAUAUAUUUAGCCAUUUCCUAAACAUAUAUAAUAAUUAUAUUUUAAAAGGUCUGUUCUAAUCUAUAGCUUAAUUGCACUUUCUGCGAAUUAUUAGGCGUUCAAUUAUCAACUGAUAUAUCUGUCAGUCUCAGUUUUAUUGAAUUCCAUGGAAAUCAAUGUCUUAAUCCUCCAUGGAAUUCCAUGGAGGUAUUUCACACGGGUACCUUAACAUGUUAUUUUUCUUGUUUUGUGUUUGAACACUUUUAUGUAAUAACCGCAUUUCGGAUUGUGUGAGUUUGGGUAAUAUUCCAUUUCUAUCGCGUAUGUCGUGCUUGCACAAACAAACACGAGGUGCGUACAUUGUUCAGUCAGUGGAGCCGGGAAGCAGAAAUAUAAAAGAAUGAACACAACAUCAAGAGUUGUUUAGGUUCACGCAAACCAAAACUCCACAAUGUCGAAAAAGCGAGCAUAUGGAACAUGAGCUUUAAUUUUGGUCCAACACUAAUUAGGUACCUCUGAUAAUAAUGAUACUGUAUUAAACGUUAACGAACAUUUAGAUGAUGAAAAUGUUUCUUUACUCUCCUGAAUGAUUGUUGACAUUUUCAUUAACUCGAAAAUUUAUUGGCAUAUUGAAUUUUUUUCCCUAUGUAAAAAUCUUUUUUGAACACACAAAAUAAAAAUGUUAGUUUAAUUUCUGUAAUGAUUACACAAUCGUUUAAUUGACGGAAAUCUUGACGCUCACUAAAAUUAUUUCAUGGUAAUGAAGGGCGAAAGGAGUAAUAUUUUCAGUGCGAAAGAUGUUCGCAACUUCCAGUCUUCGCUCAGAACUUUGUUGAUGUUCCCAUGUUCAGUGCUGCGAGCCCGAAGAAACAUUUUAUCAUGGAAGGUAAUUCUUUUAGACAACAAAGAAAGUCGUUACCAUAUCAAGUUCGCCGGAGACUUUGUCGUGCAAAAGCAAAAAAAACAUGUAGCUUAAAUCGCAGUUUUUUAAAAUAAAGAUGUGAUAAAUAAUGUGUAAAGUACAGUCAACUAAGAAACGGCUCAAUACAAUGGGUAAAACUUUACGCUACCGACGGGACUCUCAAAAGUUCUGUUGCACGCAAUAUUCAUGUUUGUUAAAAUAAAAAGAAAAUUUAAGAUGUCUGGUUGACGAACUGUGUAAUCUCCUCUUUUACUUAGCGACUCGGGUCCGGAGUUUGAUAGACUGUUCAUUCAAACCAGCCAGUACGUUGAAGGCUUGAACUAGACAGGAAAAUUUUGAAGAAGCUAAAUGCAGAGGAAAAAGUCCCUUUACUUUUUUGCGUUCUACUGAUAAAAAGGACAAGCUGGAUCCAAAAGAAAACUCACAUGACAUUUUAUGAUGAAUCUGCUUCUUAUUUGUUUCCCAAAAUGAAGACAUUGUCUUUUCAUUGCAUAUCGUUCUCUUUGAUAUUAUAACCUUUUGUUCGAAGAUUAACUCAAUAGGCGCGAUGUUACUAAGUUUUGAUUAAUUUUGUAACUUAUUUCACCGAUAUUUUGACAUCGAUGAAAUAAAAAGUAAGAACAAUAUUAAGACAUUAUUUUAUUCAUACUGAAAGAAACAGACCAAUUUCAGCGUCUAGCCACCGAAGGACAGCUAAAAACUGGACAGUGCAGCAAAAAGCGCUGCAUUUUAGUUUGUCCUUUUACGUUUUACAAUGACUUACGCGUUUCAAAUUAAUUAUUUUUACUUUUUUAUUGAGAAAGGCAGUUUACAAAUUAAUCGGCAUUUUGAAUAAUGACAGUCCUCAUUUCAUCCUCAGUUUAUCCAACGGGAUUAUCCAGUUUUGAUCCAAAAUGGAGAUAAUAAUAAUCAAUCAUACGUGGUCCCAUUUCGAAAUUUCGUCGCCGCUGUCUUCUUAUAGUCAAAACUUAAAAGCGCCAUAUUAUAAAGUUUUAAUUUAUUUUGGCAAUCACCCACUGAUAUUAAAAGGAAAAAAAAACAUUUAUAUUUAAGCAAAAUGCCAUUCAAUCUGAAACAAAAAAAUCAGUGAAUGCCACUUACAGACAACCACAAAACCUCGGCAGAACAACAUUCAUGCAUUUCGGUUAGUUUGAGAUUUCGGUUUAAUUUGUAAAUCAUUCAAAAUAGCGUAAAUUACUUUUUCGUUAACAAAAAAGGGUAAAUUAUAAUUAGACCAAUUUCAGCCUAGUUUAAUCCGCUAUUCAAACUACAAUUUUGAGUAAGGACAACUCGUUAUAAAGUGGUGUAAGCUACUUCUCGUUUUCAGAUCAAGAGAGCUGGUUUAGGGGCAACGCUAGAAAAGAGCUGUAUUUAGUAUUACCUUAUCUAUUUUUUGCCACACAGAUAGAAGAAAGACCGAAACUGUGACUUAAAACAAGAUGAAUUCUUCAGAUCUAAGUAACAGUUCGAUCCUUCCCUCGACGGCAAACUGUCGUAUUUGGAAAGAAGAGUACCACCAGGAAAACUACAUCUCCACGCUAGCAGCCGUCAUCCUCAACAUAGUCACUUGUCCAAUGACCGUUUGCUUGAAUGUUCUGGUGGUAGUUGCUGUAAAAAGAAAGCCCAGACUUCAGACUAUGUACAACAUUCUGUUGUGUGCUUUGGCGGCAACUGACCUGGUGGUGGGAGCUGUAGUGCAACCGAGCUUCAUUGUUCAAGAAAUGUCGCUGAUAAAAGGUUCUUCAUUAACCGUUUACUGUGCUGCAUAUAAUAAAGUAGUGUUCCUUUUUCUCGCCCCCUGCUUAGCAUCACUGUCGCUACUAGCAUUGCUGAGUAUAGAGCGUUACUUGGCCAUGAAAUAUUCCUUACGAUACCAACAAAUCAUAACGACGUUUAGGGUGGCCACUGCU